GCUGGGACAUUUGUACCAAUGGUACGUAAGCUUAGAGUAGAAUUGAACAGGAGAGGCUCCAUCUCCUUAAAUACUGGUACAAGGCGAAAGCUCAGUUACCAGGGCGAAUCCACAAUUCAGUGAACAUAGAGUAGAAUAGAAUCUGUAAUUAGUAGGCCGGUGGGAUCUUUUGAAGUGUAGUAGUAAUAUGGAUUCUUUGGCAGAAACAACCAAGAACCAAGUUGUACUAAAAGAAGAAGAAGAAGAGGAGGAGGAGCACUUCUCGUACGCCAUGCAGCUAGUUACCUCCGCAGGGCUGCCCAUGAUGUUGCUUGCUGCCAUCCGGCUCAAUGUGUUCGAGAUCAUCGCCAGAGCUGGUCCCGGUGCUCAACUGUCGCCUUCAGAAAUUGCGGCUAACGUGUCUUCAGAAAACCCAAAUGCCGCUGCUAUGCUGGAUCGGAUGUUGCGGCUCCUGGCAAGCUACUCUGUGCUCACCUGCUCCGUUGCCACCGACGUGGAUGGUGAUCAUGCUAUCCAAACGCCAACAAGAGUGUAUGGAUUGGCGCCGGUGGCCAAGUUCUUUGUACAGAACAAAACAAAGGGAGGAGGUUCACUAAGCUCCCUGCUGGCCUUGCUUCAAGAUAAGGUCUUCAUUGACGGUGAGAUUUUCACUUUUCUUCUAUCCUGUUUAAUAAAAACAAAAACUCCUAUAGUUGAGAUUACUCCUUUGUGGAAGCAUAGUGCCUGGUCCAAAAGCGAUUCACUACCCUAA
Coffea arabica (coffee) is the source of this 751-nucleotide messenger RNA. Lineage: Eukaryota; Viridiplantae; Streptophyta; Magnoliopsida; Gentianales; Rubiaceae. The record is from RefSeq and is a predicted model, not a curated record.